Molecule: messenger RNA, 891 nt
Organism: Penicillium crustosum
Lineage: Eukaryota; Fungi; Ascomycota; Eurotiomycetes; Eurotiales; Aspergillaceae
Product: Riboflavin synthase-like beta-barrel
Exons: 4
Coding region: 1-891 (296 amino acids)
Molecular function (GO): oxidoreductase activity
Source: RefSeq, a predicted model, not a curated record
AUGCCUCGGGGAUAUAUGUUUAGAAGCAUAGGAAAAGAGAUUCCGUAUCUCAUGAAAUCAAUGCGAUGGAACGUCCUUUACUUCACUGGAUGGAGUGACAUAUUAGCUGGGAAAGACGCUGCUAUCCUACCAAUAUCGAAUCUCGCCGUGCGAGUCACCAUUGCAGCAGCAAUCUUCGUUGAAAAUGGAUUGGGCUUUCGUGGCGAGGCCGGAGACUCUUCGCCAUACAAUCUUAGCGUGCGAUAUCUCGUCAACGAGAAACAAAAACAAUAUGCCGCACUGUCCUUCGAAGACGAGCUGAAUAUGGGCUACAGCCACAUGCGAGACGACGAUCCAACCAGCCUGAACGACGACUAUGUUCAAACCUUUACCGUGUCUUCGUAUCCUGGUCGCGAUAUACCCCCUGAUCAAUUCGAGAUCAUGGUCCGACGACAUGGCCCCGUUACUCGAUAUCUCUCUCAGGUGAAUGAGCGAGCCUGCCUAGAAAUACCACUCAAAGGAUUUGGGGGCAGCUUCACUAUUUCCACUGGAAAGUCCAUCGCCCCCUACGUGGCGGGCGGGAUUGGCAUCACACCCCUUCUCGUACAAAUUCCAGAAUUGGAUAUCCCCCAGUUGUUGGUGCGUGAUCUUUUCCAGCGGUGGCCACAGUUGCCCCUGUCAACGACUUUGUUUAUCACAAAUGUGGAGCUCGAUGGAGCCGAUCGGCAGAUGUGGGACGGCAUUCAGUUGUCUGGGGUGCAAAUGAUACGACAACGCAUGCAAGCCGGGGACUUAGACCUUGCGCUAGCAGAUGUUUGGUACCUCUGCGCAGACGUUGUGUUGAAGCGGAUGGUUCUAAAUUGGUUGGUAGGAAAAACGGUGAUGAGGAUUUCAACUAUUGAAGGAGGAUAG